GAUGACAUUGCUCCUGGGCCCUCCUGGUUCUGGUAAAACUACAUUGCUUUUAGCGCUUUCAGGGAAGCUUGAUAAUGGCUUAAAGAAAAGAGGAAUUAUUACGUAUAAUGGACAUAAGCUGGAUGAAUUUUGCGUGCAAAGAACAUCAGCUUACAUAAGCCAGACAGAUAAUCAUAUCGCCGAGUUAACUGUAAGAGAAACCUUAGAUUAUGCGGCGAGAUUCCAAGGUGCAAGUCAAGGUUUUGCAGACUAUAUGAAAGACAUUGAUCGUCUAGAGAAGGAAAGGAAUAUACGUCCAAACUCUGAAAUAGACGCGUAUAUGAAGGCAUCUUCUGUUGGUGGUAAGAAUUGGGUGCUUGAAAAGACUUCCUAUUUUCUGGACGUAUGGAAGGAAAGUAACGUGGCUACAUGGAAUUUCAGUCCAGAUGACAGAACAGUUGCUAAUAAUGGUUUUCCAUACACAGGCGAAAUGAUUGUCGGGCCCAGGAAAACACUUUUCAUGGAUGAAAUAUCUACUGGACUUGAUAGCUCUACAACGUACCAAAUCGUCAAGUGCAUAAGAAAUUUUGUUCAUUUAAUGGAAGGAACAGUGUUAAUGGCGCUUCUUCAACCUGCACCUGAGACUUUUGAAUUGUUUGAUGAUCUGGUAUUACUCUCUGAAGGAUAUGUCGUGUACCAUGGUCCUCGAGCAAAUGUUAUUGAAUUCUUUGAGUCAUUAGGAUUUCGACUGCCACCUCGUAAGGGUGUCGCAGAUUUUCUUCAAGAGGUUACCUCAAGAAAGGAUCAGGCACAAUACUGGGCUGAUAAUUCCAGACCAUAUGAAUACAUUCCUGUUCCUGCAAUAGCUGAAGCGUUUAGAAAUUCCAGAUAUGGGCAGGAUUUAAAAUCCUCCCUUUCUAUUCCAUAUGAUAGAUCCAAAGGCCAUCCUUCAGCUCUAUCUACAACAAAGUUUGCUGUUCCCAGAUGGGAGCUGUUUAAAGCUUGUUUCUCGAGAGAGUGGCUUCUAAUGACUAGGCAUAGUUUUCUUUAUAUCUUCAGAACAUGUCAGGUUGCUUUUGUUGGAUUUGUAACAUGCACAAUGUUUCUAAAAACGCGGAUACACCCCACAGAUUUGGUGAAUGGCAACUUGUAUCUUUCUUGCUUGUUUUUCGCCUUGAUUCAUAUGAUGUUCAAUGGAUUUUCAGAACUGCCUCUCUUAAUAUUCCGCCUCCCAGUAUUCUACAAGCAAAGAGAUAAUUUGUUUUAUCCUGCAUGGGCGUGGUCCUUCUGUAGUUGGAUUCUGCGUUUACCUUACUCUGUAAUUGAAGCUGUUGUAUGGUCUUGUGUGGUAUACUGGGCUGUAGGUUUCGCACCUGGUGCUGGGAGGUUUUUCUGCUACUUGUUUGCACUAUUUGCAGUACACCAGAUGGGAAUGGGUCUCUUCCGAUCAGUAGCUUCUAUUGCACGAGAUUUAGUUAUCUCAAAUACAAUUGCGUCAGCUGCACUGCUAGUCACAUUUUUAUUGGGCGGUUUUAUCCUGCCAAAAGGAAUGAUCAAGCCAUGGUGGGUGUGGGCAUUUUGGGUUUCACCAUUGUCCUACGGACAACGAGCGAUUUCAGUUAAUGAAUUUAAGACAACCACCGGAAACAUUACUCUUGGGAAUGCUGUUCUGCAAUCGUAUAGCUUACCAACAUCCCAUAACUGGUAUUGGCUGGGAGUAGGUGCUUUAUUGCUCUACGUUUUGUUUUUCAACAUGGUUCUGACUCUAGCCUUGACUUUUCUCAACCCAAUAAGAAAAUCUCAGGCAAUUGUUCCACCAGAAGCUGUUGGUCUAAAAUCAACUAUAGAUGGAAAGAGUAAGAUUUCUGAGUCAAAUGGAGACCCUGGCCAGGAGACGACAAAAAAAAAGGGGAUGAUACUCCCAUUCCAACCACUGACAAUGACUUUCCAUAAUGUCAAAUACUUUGUUGACAUGCCAAAGGAAAUGAGUUCAGAAGGAAUACCUGAAAGGAAGCUGCAACUACUGUCAAAUGUUAGUGGAGUUUUCUCUCCCGGUGUUCUUACUGCAUUGGUUGGUUCGAGCGGAGCAGGAAAAACCACAUUGAUGGAUUGCCUAGCUGGAAGAAAGACUGCUGGAUAUAUAGAGGGUGAUAUUAGGAUAUCAGGAUACCCGAAACAACAACAGACUUUUGCUAGAAUUUCAGGAUAUGUUGAACAAAAUGAUAUACAUUCUCCUCAAGUGACAGUUUAUGAAUCCCUAUUGUUUUCUUCUUAUCUCCGUCUUCCCAAAGAAGUGAAUAAGGAACAAAGAGAGGAGUUUGUCAAAGAGGUAAUGGACUUGGUGGAACUUGACUCUCUAAAGAAUGCUUUGGUAGGCUUGCCUGGCAGUUCUGGCUUAUCAACAGAACAAAGAAAGCGCUUGACAAUUGCAGUAGAACUUGUCGCAAAUCCUUCCAUAAUUUUCAUGGAUGAACCUACAUCUGGGCUUGAUGCACGAGCAGCAGCCAUUGUAAUGCGAACUGUUCGUAAUACUGUAGACACUGGCAGAACCGUUGUUUGCACGAUCCAUCAGCCAAGUAUUGACAUUUUUGAAGCAUUUGACGAGCUUCUUCUUAUGAAACGCGGAGGACAAGUAAUAUACGGGGGGAAGCUUGGGGAGAAGUCGCAAACUAUGAUUGACUACUUUCAGAGUAUCCCUGGGAUAACACCAAUUCCUAGUGGUUAUAAUCCUGCAACCUGGAUGCUUGAGAUAAGUACGCCAGCUGCUGAAGAGAGAAUAGGAGAAGAUUUUGCAGUAAUAUACAGAAAUUCUGAGCAGUUCAGGGGGGUGGAAGCCUCAAUUAAGCAUCUGAGCGUCCCGCCUGAGAAUUCACAACCUCUAAAGUUCACCACCAUGUACAGUCAAGGUGCACUUUCUCAGUUUAGGAUCUGUCUGUGGAAGCAAAAUCUAGUGUACUGGAGAAGUCCGUCUUAUAAUGCUGUUAGGUUGUUCUUCACAACAUUGAGUGCUCUGAUUCUUGGUUCUGUAUUUUGGGAUGUCGGUUCGAGAAGGGACUCAACUCAGAAUUUGUUCGUUGUUAUGGGCGCGCUUUAUUCUUCAUGCUUGUUCCUGGGAGUCAAUAAUGCUUCUUCUGUACAGCCGGUAGUUGCUAUUGAGAGAACAGUUUUCUACAGGGAGAAAGCUGCUGGAAUGUACUCUCCCCUACCAUAUGCAGUAGCUCAGGGGUUAGUCGAGAUUCCAUACAUCCUCAUCCAGACAUUACUAUAUGGAGUCAUUACAUAUUUCAUGAUCAACUUUGAAAGGACACCUGCCAAAUUUUUCCUAUAUCUACUGUUCAUGUUUCUGACAUUCAGCUAUUUCACCUUUUACGGCAUGAUGGCUGUUGGUCUUACGCCAACUCAACAUUUGGCUGCUGUCAUUUCAUCUGCAUUCUAUUCGCUGUGGAACCUCAUGUCUGGCUUUCUUGUUCCAGCACCCAGUAUCCCUGGAUGGUGGAUAUGGUUCUACUACAUCAGCCCAGUGGCAUGGACGUUACGAGGCAUCAUUAGCUCUCAACUUGGCGAUGUAGAAGAACGAAUUACAGGACCUGGGUUUGAAGGCACUGUCAAAGAGUAUCUGGAGGUCAGUCUAGGUUUUGAACCUGGGUGGAUUGCCUGGUCAGCUGUCAUACUUGUUGCAUUUAGCUUGCUCUUCUUCUCUGUCUUUGCAAUAUCAGUCAAAGUUCUCAACUUCCAAAACAGAUGAUCAGAAAUCGAGAUCCUUGGAACUAUGAUUGUAAUUUCUUCUUGGCAUCUUUGGAUUGCUGAUCUUGAAAGGUCCAAUGAAGCAACCAAAAGCUUGAUUUUAUAUCAAACUAUGGAUUGAAUCAGAUAGGAAGUUGCUUUGUAGAAUUUCUUUGAUCAGACCCCAGGCUACAAAACUUUUACAAAUAUUUGCUUUGUUACAAGAUAUUUCUUAGACAGGAUUAAACAUACCGGAUGUUGCAAAUUUUGAAAUGAGAAUUCUUUUCAUCCUCUCUCAAA
Nicotiana tabacum (common tobacco) is the source of this 4002-nucleotide messenger RNA. Lineage: Eukaryota; Viridiplantae; Streptophyta; Magnoliopsida; Solanales; Solanaceae. The record is from RefSeq and is a predicted model, not a curated record.